Molecule: messenger RNA, 625 nt
Organism: Lingula anatina
Lineage: Eukaryota; Metazoa; Brachiopoda; Lingulata; Lingulida; Lingulidae
Product: C-type lectin 1-like
Source: RefSeq, a predicted model, not a curated record
CGUCAUCAACAUGGGCGUAGAAACAAUGUUGCCAGUUUUGGUGGCAUUGGUGACGGUGAGCAGUGCCGCGUUUCAUUUUUCCAUUCCAGACAGGUGUGGCGACGACGUUUCCCACUCACAAAUUAUGAAGCGUUCGUCCGUGAGAGCACAGUCAUUCUGUGCUUUGGAAUGUGCGCAAGAACCUUCCUGUUUUGGCUUUAACUGGCAAAGGGAGCCUGACAACGGCGUCCAUUUGUGCGAGUUAGUGAAUUCAACAUCAGAUGAAUAUGGGAAGUUCUUGAUUGCCACUGAAGGGUUUUCAUAUGUAGAAAAGUCCGAGUCGGGGUUUCAAUCCAGUAGAACGACCUGUAGCAAAGGACGAUGUGGUAGGGUCGAUCAAUUCGUUUGGCACGAUGCCUAUAACUACAAUGGCGACAACCAGAUUUACGUCCACUCCAGUAAAAGGAACGCGACACUAAGUUACACCAACUGGGCACUCGGUGAACCAAACCUCGUCUCUGAGCUUUGCGUUGGCUUCAAACCUGACAGCGGUCAGUGGUGCGACGUCCCUUGCAGUUGGGAUGUAGUGCAAACCAUUUGUGAAAUCGACCAAAGCGGCCUUGGCUGCAGAUGCCCAGAAAUUUAA